Mycotypha africana is the source of this 796-nucleotide messenger RNA. RefSeq lists its product as uncharacterized. NCBI's taxonomy places the organism in Eukaryota, Fungi, Mucoromycota, Mucoromycetes, Mucorales, Mycotyphaceae. The record is from RefSeq and is a predicted model, not a curated record. The coding region runs from base 148 to 711 and encodes 187 amino acids. The transcript has a single exon.
GGAUAUAAUAUAUCAACGCAUUGCACAUCAUGUUUCUAUAACAAAACACAGUAUAGUAUUCAAAAACACUGAUUGAAUGCCUCUUUUCUCUAUUUCUUUUUUGAUCCAAACGAUUCCCAACAUUUCUGCUUUUUUUUACCCUUUUGAAUGACUUAUAAAAAUUCCAUCAUGGUGCCUCAUGUAGAAUACCCCUGUUUGGCGUGCAACUACAUUUGUGAUAACCCUUCGCAAAUCCUCCAUCAUUACGAAAAAAGACACAAUAUCGAUUUGGAACUGAAGGCCGAAAAUGUGCACGCAGAGGCUUUUGAGCCGCAAUAUGGCUGUCCUUUCUGUCCUUAUUGUUGUGAGCGCGAUGUCGAUUUGAUCCUCGUCCACUAUGAGGAGGCGCAUGAAUUGUACCUACGUUUGGAAGGGGAGGAUGUCGUGGAAGACAAACGGGCUAAAAUUGAAGCCACCAUCAAAAAGAAGGCUCCCUCCACCUCCAAAGCCAAAUUUCAUCUCGCUGCGGCGGCCGCCGCCGACGACAACGACGACGACGACGAAGAACAAGACAUGCAAGACCAAGAACAAGAGGCCCAUUAUUCUAAAAAUCGCAGCAAAAGCCCACCUCGCGUCAUCGAUAGGCAGCACUAUCGCAUUUCCGGUGAGAUUCUGCGCAAAAUGUACGAGUUGACAGAACUGAUGAAAACCGUUUUCUAUAACCAUCAAUGAUCUACUUUUUUUCUUUCUUUCUUUCUUUCUUGGCUUCUUUCAAAAGACGCCUAUAAACAAAACAAGAGCCACUUUUUCUUGGUUC